GCUCACUUCGUGCACCACCGGCGCCGCUGGCUCACAUCCUAGCUUCUCCUCCCUUCCUGCUCCGGUCGGGAAACCUGGGAGUGGGAGACAUGGCGUCGGCGGCCGGUGCUGCUGGGUCAAAUGCCAGCCUCGCCGCCCCGCUGCUGGCGAGCCGCGAGGGAGGUGCCAAGAAGCCGGUCGGUGCCAAGGGCAAGCACUGGGAGGCCGCCGACAAGGACGAGCGGCGGGCCGCCAAGGAGAGCGGCGGCGAGGACGGCAGGCCGCUGCUGUUCCGGACGUACAAGGUCAAAGGCACCCUCCUGCACCCAUACAGGGCGCUAAUCUUCAUUCGCUUAAUUGCGGUCCUUCUAUUCUUCGUAUGGCGCAUCAAGCACAACAAAUCCGACAUCAUGUGGUUUUGGACAAUAUCAGUCGUCGGGGACGUAUGGUUCGGGUUCUCGUGGCUGCUCAACCAACUCCCAAAGUUCAACCCUAUCAAAACCAUACCUGAUAUGGUCGCCCUUAGGCGACAAUACGAUCUUUCAGAUGGGACAUCUACACUCCCGGGCAUAGAUGUCUUUGUCACCACCGCUGACCCAAUCGAUGAGCCGAUACUAUACACCAUGAAUUGUGUCCUUUCUAUCCUUGCUUCUGACUAUCCUGUCGAUAGGUGUGCCUGCUAUCUCUCAGAUGAUAGUGGAGCAUUGAUUCAAUACGAGGCCUUAGUUGAGACCGCAAAGUUUGCUACUUUGUGGGUCCCAUUUUGUCGGAAGCAUUGCAUUGAGCCAAGAGCCCCAGAAAGCUACUUUGAAAUAGAGGCACCGUUGUACACUGGAACUGCACCAGAGGAGUUCAAGAAUGAUUAUAGUAGUGUACAUAAAGAGUAUGAUGAGUUCAAAGAGCGCUUGGACUCACUAUCCGAUGCUAUUUCCAAGCGUUCUGAUGCUUACAACAGCAUGAAGACUGAGGAAGGAGAUGCAAAGGCCACGUGGAUGGCAAAUGGGACACAAUGGCCAGGAUCAUGGAUUGACACAACGGAAAUCCAUAGGAAAGGACAUCAUGCCGGAAUUGUUAAGGUUGUGUUGGACCAUUCGAUCCGUGGGCAUAAUCUUGGUUCACAAGAAAGCACCCACAACCUCAGCUUCGCCAACACCGAUGAGCGCCUCCCGAUGCUUGUGUAUAUCUCUCGUGGAAAGAACCCAAGCUAUGACCACAACAAGAAAGCUGGUGCCUUGAAUGCGCAAUUGCGUGCCUCUGCACUACUCUCCAACGCACAAUUCAUCAUCAACUUUGACUGCGACCACUACAUCAACAACUCUCAAGCCCUACGUGCAGCUAUGUGCUUCAUGCUUGAUCAAAGGCAAGGUGAUAACACUGCCUUUGUUCAAUUCCCUCAACGCUUCGACAAUGUUGAUCCAUCAGACCGAUAUGGAAACCACAACCGUGUCUUCUUUGACGGCACAAUGCUCGCCCUCAAUGGCCUCCAAGGGCCAUCUUACCUUGGCACUGGUUGCAUGUUCCGCCGCAUAGCACUUUAUGGCAUUGACCCACCUGACUGGAGACAUGACAACAUCAUAGUUGAUGAUAAAAAGUUUGGUAGCUCCAUACCCUUCCUAGAUUCCGUAUCAAAAGCCAUAAACCAAGAAAGGUCUACCAUACCUCCACCCAUUAGUGAAACAUUGGUGGCUGAGAUGGAAAGGGUUGUGUCGGCUUCACACGAUAAAGCCACUGGUUGGGGCAAGGGUGUUGGGUACAUAUAUGACAUAGCCACAGAGGAUAUCGUGACUGGUUUCCGCAUCCAUGGGCAAGGUUGGCGUUCCAUGUAUUGUACAAUGGAGCGUGACGCCUUCUGUGGCAUUGCACCAAUCAACCUAACCGAGCGCCUCCACCAAAUUGUGCGCUGGUCCGGUGGAUCUUUAGAGAUGUUCUUCUCACUAAAUAACCCACUCAUAGGUGGUCGCCGGAUCCAAGCCCUUCAGCGUGUCUCCUACCUCAACAUGACAGUCUACCCAGUCACAUCACUCUUUAUCCUACUCUAUGCUCUCAGCCCAGUGAUGUGGCUUAUCCCUGAUGAAGUAUACAUCCAGAGGCCAUUCACCAAAUAUGUCGUGUUCCUUCUCGUGAUCAUUCUGAUGAUCCAUAUAAUUGGGUGGCUCGAGAUAAAAUGGGCGGGGGUCACAUGGUUGGAUUACUGGAGGAAUGAACAGUUCUUUAUGAUCGGGUCGACGAGUGCAUACCCAGCAGCCGUGCUGCACAUGGUGGUGAAUCUCCUUACAAAGAAGGGUAUACACUUCAGAGUUACUUCGAAGCAAACAACGGCAGACACCAAUGACAAGUUUGCUGACUUGUAUGACAUGCGAUGGGUGCCAAUGUUAAUCCCUACAACAGUGGUGCUGAUUGCCAAUGUUGGUGCAAUCGGUGUAGCCAUGGGUAAAACGAUAGUAUACAUGGGAGCAUGGACAAUUGCACAGAAGACACAUGCCGCAUUGGGUCUGCUCUUCAACGUGUGGAUCAUGGUCCUGCUCUAUCCGUUUGCAUUGGCGAUCAUGGGACGGUGGGCAAAGAGGCCAGUCAUCCUGGUGGUCUUGUUGCCGGUUGCCUUUACAAUAGUUUGCCUUGUAUAUGUUUCUGUUCAUAUAUUACUUCUUAGUUUUCUUCCAUUUUAGCCAAUUGAUAUAGUACAAAACCAUUGUAUUGUUUAGGUUCUGUAGUAAGCUGGGAGCCAAAUAUGCUAUGUGUAUCCAAUAAACCAUUGUAGUACUUGUACUUUGUACCAAUUAAUAGCGGAUGGUUAUAAUUUAGGCCUUGAUGGCUAAUGUUACAACUUACAAGUGUUCGCUUUCAA
Messenger RNA from Hordeum vulgare subsp. vulgare (domesticated barley), 2824 nucleotides. RefSeq names its product probable mixed-linked glucan synthase 3. Gene Ontology annotation, biological process: cellulose biosynthetic process; plant-type primary cell wall biogenesis. Gene Ontology annotation, molecular function: cellulose synthase (UDP-forming) activity; mannan synthase activity. Gene Ontology annotation, cellular component: trans-Golgi network; plasma membrane. Bases 90 to 2645 code for a protein of 851 amino acids. NCBI's taxonomy places the organism in Eukaryota, Viridiplantae, Streptophyta, Magnoliopsida, Poales, Poaceae. The record is from RefSeq and is a predicted model, not a curated record. The transcript has 3 exons.